Punica granatum (pomegranate) is the source of this 2094-nucleotide messenger RNA. The record is from RefSeq and is a predicted model, not a curated record. NCBI's taxonomy places the organism in Eukaryota, Viridiplantae, Streptophyta, Magnoliopsida, Myrtales, Lythraceae.
CUCGGGCCUUCGUCUUCGUCCUCUCUGUGCUCUCGCGCUCGGUGACCUCGGAGCUGCGACGCAACCUCCUUCCGCCGCCGCCGCCGUGCUUGCCCCCAGCUGGAGUGAGCGAGCUGACAUCUUGGCAUCUUCGCAUUAAGGUUUUGCUAAUUUGCAGACAGAUAAUCACUUAUUAUUGCUUGGAGAGAAAUGGUUGCUGCGAAUUGUUUCAAUUUUCGUCGGGGAUGAGGACAAAAUUCAGUGUCGGAAACCCAAACCUCCGCUCGGCGUACACCUUCCUCCGGUCCAAGACAACCUCCGCCCAAUAUGUGGCCUCGAGGGCCCGGGACCCCACCUUCGAGAAGCUCAUGGACAAGUACAAGAACUACUCCAAGGUCGUGGCGGUCCAAGACCUGGUCUUGGCCUCCGUCAGCCCUUCCUCGUCGGUUUCCUUGGAGUUCCUCGACCGCCUCUCCCAGCGGCUCCACUUGAACCGCGGUGCCGCCUCCUUCCUCCGCAAGUACCCCCAUAUAUUCCACAUUUUCUACGACCCCGCCAAGUCCCGGCCUUUCUGCAGAUUGACCGAUGCCGCCUUCGAGAUUGUCCGUCAAGAGUCCGAGGCGAUCCGUGGAUCCUUGCCCCUCGUCAUCAACCGAUUGAUUCGGCUUCUUUGCAUGUCGGCUUCCAAGUCCCUGCCGCUCCGUGCUAUCUUCAAGGUCUGGAGGGAGCUUGGCCUCCCCGAUGACUUCGAGGAUUCGGUAAUAUUGCCAAACUCUCACAUUUUCCAGCUCUCCGAUGCCCACGAACCGAACACCCACAUCCUGAAGCUGGUCGACUCUUCUGAAGUACUGGAGGCCAAUCAUUUUGAGACAGCGGUGGAGAAAUGGAGGGCUGCGAAAUGUUGUAGGGAGGACUCUGAUAUUGAUAGAACCGAGAUCCAGUUCAGUUUCAAGCACGGGUUUCCGCCGGGAAUGAGGCUGAGCAAGGACUUCAAGGCCAAGGUGAAGAGAUGGCAGAGGUUGCCAUAUGUGGGGCCCUACGAGGAGAUGGGAGAGAAGAGAAGAUCUAAGGCUGGAAACAUGGAACUGGAGAAACGGGCAGUCGCGGUCGCCCAUGAGUUCCUCAGUCUGACUGUGGAGAAGAUGGUUGAGGUGGAGAAGAUUAGCCAUUUCAGGAAUUGGUUCGGGAUUGAUUUGAACAUAAGGGACCUGUUCUUGGAUCACCCGGGGAUCUUUUAUCUAUCGACUAAAGGGAAAACGCACACCGUGUUUCUCCGAGAAGCCUAUGAGAGAGGAUGCCUGAUUGAACCAAACCCGGUUUAUCAGGCGAGGAGGAAGCUUCUUGAUCUGGUUGUUUUGGGACGGCAUGCUAUGCGUAGUAGUGACCCGAACUUGAGAGACUCAAUUGAACCCAAGGAUGUAGUAUUUGAUGGGGAUGAAAAUGAGUCUUGAACGCUGAAAAUGCGUCUUCUGGAACCAAAUCCGUCAUGUUGGAGAUGACCUAUUGGUUUCCUCUUGCCGCUACUCAUUGAUGGAUUAUGACUGAAUAGGAAUUUUGCUGCGACAGAUGGAACGACUGGCAACGGAAGAAAUGAACCUCUUCCGUUAUCUUUCCAAAGUUCAUCAUCGAUCUUUUAACUAAUCUCAGAGGUUGAAUCCAAUUGACGGUUCGUUAGAGUGGCUAAGCUUUUACUGAAAGAUCUUCAAUGGCAAAGAAAGCAGAAGCCAGUCCCUUGUCCUCUUCCUGCUCUAAAUGCUACCUCCAAUUCGAUGAACUCCCAUGAGGUUUGAGCUCGUCAUUCAACUUCUUCUGGUGUUGCAUCGCUCUUAAAGAUUUAUGGGGGCUCUUUGGUUGAUUACACGGAUAAAGCAGAUUUUCCCAUGUCCGAUGUUCUCCUGAAUCAACUUCGGAGAUGAGAUGAUAACCAUGUAGUGUAUUAGCAUUACCUGUUUAAUAUCCACUCCAGUAACUUAUGGCACACGCAUAGGAAGCAAUGCUAGUUCACCUCAAUCUAUCAGAUCAGCUGUACAUUUCUUUUGCUCUUGCAGUUCAUGAUACGAUCAUGUGAUGUUUGAUUAAUCAGAGUUUCGGUUGAAUCUAUUUACUGUUAUAUUA